GUCUUCCUUGAUUCAACAUGGUCGUUGGCCGAACAGCUGAUGCCCUUCAGAAGAAACGGAAUAUAACGCUUUAUUUCAAGAGGAAAAUUUUGGAAGCUCAAUUUAUCAUUGCACAAUAAGGAACCUCGUCCAAAGGAUUUCUGUCGCGACUUCCUCUUGACCAAACGCCCUAGCAUGUGAGUAACGAGUGGUAAAUAACCCUGAACCCCAUGGUCAAACUGCACUCAAAAUACAUCACAAUCCUAUGGCUCCUGAUGGAGUCCCUGUGUGUGUAAUGAUCAGAGAUGGCCUGGUUUAUAACUAUGACGUAAUACCAAUUUUCGAAGACUAUAGGCCAUUACAGGCAAGGAAGUAACUGGGCCUCCAAGAAACACUAGUCUCUUGGUCUGUCAUCGAGGACUAACUCUCUAAACCAGCAUAUAGAUGAUGACCGGGUUUCUGUAUUGUGCCAGUCAUCCUACAUAAGAUGUAUAUGAUGCUCGUAACAUUACUUAUCUUCACUGUGUUUCGUCUGGUCGUAACGACACACGGCCAAGGGUCGUCUGGAUUCUUGCUCUUUACUGACAGCAGUCAGGGUUUUAUUUACAAGGCCAACAGGCAAGGCUACGGGUUACUCUCCUCUCCCAAGAUCAUCAUUCACUCAUCCUUCACUCCACAAGCCGUCUCGUACGACGCAACAGAACAACGCGUCUAUUGGUCUGACGCAUUCACUAGUACCAUAUCUAGGGCCUUCCUGAACGGCAGCUCAGAAGAGACGAUUGUUCGUUAUGUUAAAGCAGUGGCCAUUGCUGUUGAUCCAGCUGGUAGGAAUCUGUACUGGGCUGACAACAAGAAAGGGAGGAUAGAAGUUGCUAGGUUGGAUGGGUCACACAGAAAGAUACUUGUUAGGACAAAACGACCUACUGAUAUGGCCUUGGAUUUGACUCGAAGACAGAUGUACUGGUCUUCUGAUAGUUUUUCUGCAGCAAUCAUCGAGAGAUCGUCCAUGGAUGGUUCUGACAGACAGGUCAUUGUAUCUGGACUUAUUUAUGGCGCACCAUCUGGACUGUGUCUGGACAGUGGUAAAAGAGUGCUUUACUGGACAGAAAAGAACGCACCGCAGAUUUUCUACGUCAGUCUCGAUAACCCAAGUGGACACCAUUUGUACUAUUUCCAGGCACGCCGGUCCAAGCCAUUCAAACUGACCAUUCUUGACCAGCGCAUUUACUGGACAGAUCGCGGAAGUUACUAUUACCACGGCAAAGUCGCUAGUUUAAACAUAACAUCGAAAAAGGAUCUUAAGAUACUGGCAAACAAUGUGGACAAGCCGAAGGGAAUUUACGCGUUCGCUGGUGAUGGUAGUCUCAUUCCUGAGUCCAACUGCAGCAGGAACAAUGGCGGCUGCAGUCAUCUUUGUUUGCUCAGUCCACGACAAGACCGAGUGUGCGCAUGCUCCAAUGGAAUGGCACUAAAGGAUGACGGGAAGACAUGCCACUAUAAAGAAUUUCUCCUUGUUGUUGAUGAUGUACGAAGGAAGAUCUUCCACAAGUCUCUUGACGACCUCAGCCGUCCCAAGACUCCAUUAGCCCUUGGCCAAACAGGACGCAUUAUGACCGUGGACUUUGACCCCCAAGAACACAAAAUUUACUGGACCAACAAGAGAGGAGUGAUUUCCCGCGCUUUUCUUAACGGUAGUUCCAUAGAAGCAGUUGUCAAUAGUCUUAACUACUUUCCACGUGGGCAUGAGAUUGAUGUCAUUGGUCGGAAUAUUUACUGGUUUGAUUCCAAGUAUCGAGAAAUCGGAGUGUGUAAACUGGAUGGCAGCUGGCAGAAGAUAUUGAUGACAUUGAAUGAACAGCCUGAAGCCAUGGUUCUUGACAGCAGCAAAGGAGUGAUAUAUUGGGUUACGACUGGGAACACCGCGAUAAUCGAAAGAGCCCAUAUGAACGGAGAGAACAGAGAAGUACUUGUACGCUUCCCCAGGCGAUAUCAUUAUGAGUACUCACCCAGGGCGCUUGCCUUGGAUUCAGACAACAAUAGAUUAUACUGGGUUGAUGAUAAUAGAGGUGAACUAUGUUACACAGAAACUAACCCAAAGACUGGACAGAUUCAUCAUGUUGGUAUAUCCUCCUGGUAUACAAUCUCACCUUACUCCCUGGCUCUGAAGGAAGGCUACAUCUACUGGGGAGAUGGGAGCAAUGCUGCUGUUUAUCGAGUUAACAAGACAUCUACAAGAAAAGUGAUAAAGAUUGUAAGCAGUGUAGAUGCCGUAGACUUACAUGUCUAUCAUAAUAACACUCAAGUACUUGACAAUAACCAUCCUUGUGCUCAUUUCAAUGGUUGGUGCACUCACCUCUGUCUGCUUAAACCUGGAGGAUACUCGUGUGUCUGUCCUGGAAACAAAGGAUCCCGUCCAUGUUACACGACACCAGUCGUCCCCACUCCAUCUUCUCAUUACUUGAGUGCCAUGUCUUCGACGUCUGUUUACAUUCCUCAUAUUGAAACCGCUUCAAGUGUUCUUCCCCAAACAAAGACUACGAGAUUUCUACUUGACCAUUCAACGCUGCUUCCAACGUCUUCACAACAUUAUACAACUACUUUUGCAAGAUCUUCACCCCUACGAUUACAACCAGAAUCAACACUCGAGACAUCAAUGUUUGUGACUACCACCCCCUCGAGAUUGUAUUCGACGACCUCUCUUCCAUCAUUGGUAUCAUCACUGUCACCAACACCAUCAUCACCAUUGUUGUCAUCAUCAUCAUCACCACCAUCAUCACCAUUGUUAUCAUCAUCGUCACCACCAUCAUCAUCAUCAUCACAAUCACCAUUUUUAUCAUCAUCUUCACCAUUCUUAUCAUCUUCAUCACCACCAUCAUCAUAUUCAUCUUCGUCAUCAGCUAUAAGAAUACCAACUUUGUCUUCAGUUAUUCCUAAUUCACCACCAACAAGCAUCAAGUGGACUCCAACAUCAACAUCAGUUCCACAGGAAUCCUCAAGUUCUGUUCAAGUUUCAACGUUGUAUACAUCUAUCACUACAUCUUCAGAGCCGACUUCAAGUGUUGCUCAUGUUAUUUCGUCCCCUGCAAAAGUUUUACCUUCAACUCAUCAAGUCCCGUUUACCUCAUCAAGAUUAUUGCUUUCCUCCAAACGUUAUUCUCCGGUCAUAACAGCUGCAGGAUCUGUCAUGACAUCAGUCUUUCCUCAUCUACCUGUUCUAACGUCAUCCUACACGUUCUCUUCUAUCUUCAUGUCAACCACCACUUCAUCUUCCACGAACUAUGGUUUCACCUCCUCACCAUCACCCACAUUGAUCAGCCCUUCUCUCAUAUCUUGUACGUCAUCCACCGUGUUACCAAGCAACAAUUACCUCCCUUCCCAUGCCUUGUCUACUAUAAAAACCAUCAGCACUAGCCCUUCAUUGUCCUCAUCUACUGUAUACAUCACUAGCACUACUCUCCCUUCUUCUGCUUCAAUACCGGUCGAUAAAUGUCACCCAGAUUGUCAGGUUGGGGAGAUAUGCGUAGAGCCGUGGUAUCGAUGCAUUAACAUAGGUGAAAACAAAGUGAGCUUGUUAUUCAAAAUGAAUGAAAUCCAGUGGUCUAACGACACACUCAAGAACAGUGUAUCUAAAGCUUCCACUCAAUACUGUACGAACCAAUCAUGUUUGGAAUUGUUACGACCUGCAGAACCGAUACGAAGCAAAAGAGCGACGAAACCAAACAUAGUUUUCCAAGGUUCUGAUGUCUUAGUGCUUAACAACCCUGUUUCAUGGUCGGCCACGGAUGAAGCACUUGUAGUGAUAGCAGUACUCGUACCAUCCAACUACGAAUCACUAACAACAACAGGAACAAGGCGAGUGGUUACCAAACAGAACUUGUGCAAGUUAAUCUGGGAGUCCAGACACCUCAUCAAUAGAUACAUGAAGGGGGCAAGUAUGAUUAGACUUGAUGGACAAACACAACCAUCUUGUGUGGUACUGGGUGGAGAUGCCCUUCAUGAACAACGUCAAGGCAACAGCAAGGGAAGUGCAACUACCAUAUCUGUAUCUAUUCUGGGUGUUCUUGCAUUGUUUUUGCUUCUUUUUCUUGCGAUGUUUUACAUCAGAAGACGAAAAGCCAAGCAGAACGUUCCACGUCCUUAUCAUACACAGAUUUCCUUCAGCAAUCAGGGAUUCGUUGAUGGAUUCGUUGAUAACGACUAUGAAGCUGCAGAAGCGAGCUUAUCUAACCCUGCCUACGCCGAGAUCGAUCAAGUGAUGAAUAACAAAAGACAAAGUGGUGAAGCUAAAAAGUUCCUGAAAACUCCUUUUGUAGAACCAGUCAAAAACACAAAUGUCCACCGCGAUAAUAGAGUCUUUCAAAACACCAAGGAAUUCUGGAAUCCAGGCCACAACUCGAGGCCAAGACCGAGAAGAACUGGGAACGAGGUUAUCAUAAAUCCUUCAAACCUUGACGCAUGUGCAGAUGUCAAUUUUAGACCAGAAUCAUCAGAGUACAGCACACCAAUACCUGUGAUUCCAAAAUACAUGCCUCUUUCCAGUAACCAAGCAACGAAGUCACGUGAUAGAGAUUACGCACACUUGAAUCCUGGCACCCGGAAGCUAUCGACACGUGAUCAACCACAUAAGAGAGGUCUUGAGGGAUCUGGUUCCCAUGACUACGAAAGUGUCGUUGGUCCUGGAAUUAAAAACUAUGUGAGGAGAGCAGAGGCCGAAACAACUAGUGGAUCUGUAGUGAGAGAUGAUUAUGAUCACUUGAGGCAAGGCGGUAAGACGACCAGCCCUAACAAAAUAGAUGAUCACAAUAUUUAUGAUCACUUGCAGCGAGGCGGGAAGACGACCAGCCCUAAUAGAAUAGAUGAUCACAAUAUAUAUGAUCACUUGAGGCAGAAUCAGGGCAAUACCUACGAUCAUCUUCAGAGAGGAUUGACAAUACCACAGCAGAACAGACAGCAUACGUUACAACUCAAGAAAGAUGAUGAUGACGUAGUAGAGGAAACUGUCAUAUAAACUGUACUACUCGUUUUCCUAUCACUCAGUCAUAAUGUGCAGUUAAUGAUGAAAAGGUAAAUCAUACACCGUGAAAAGAUGGAAAAACUUACUGACG
Messenger RNA from Actinia tenebrosa (Australian red waratah sea anemone), 5084 nucleotides. RefSeq lists its product as uncharacterized. Lineage: Eukaryota; Metazoa; Cnidaria; Anthozoa; Actiniaria; Actiniidae. Gene Ontology annotation, biological process: canonical Wnt signaling pathway. Gene Ontology annotation, cellular component: plasma membrane. The record is from RefSeq and is a predicted model, not a curated record. Gene Ontology annotation, molecular function: calcium ion binding; Wnt receptor activity; Wnt-protein binding.